AUGGUGCAGCGGUCGCAGAGACGUGGGAAGAUCUUCUUGAUGAGCUCGACAACUCCUGCUGAUUCCCCCGCAGCAGCAGCAGCAAAACCAGCAGCAGCAAAACCAGCAGCAGCAGCAGGAAAAAAAGCUGCAGCAGCAGCAGCCAAGGGGUUUGCUGCUGAAAGCACUCCCCUCAGCGACCCCAUUGCUGAACGCCUCCGGACACAAAGGUAA
Molecule: messenger RNA, 213 nt
Organism: Eimeria necatrix
Lineage: Eukaryota; Apicomplexa; Conoidasida; Eucoccidiorida; Eimeriidae
Exons: 3
Coding region: 1-213 (70 amino acids)
Source: RefSeq, a predicted model, not a curated record